Messenger RNA from Westerdykella ornata, 273 nucleotides. Its product is annotated as putative chaperone/heat shock protein Hsp12. Bases 1 to 273 code for a protein of 90 amino acids. The transcript is spliced from 2 exons. The record is from RefSeq and is a predicted model, not a curated record. Lineage: Eukaryota; Fungi; Ascomycota; Dothideomycetes; Pleosporales; Sporormiaceae.
AUGUCUGACGCCGGCCGCAAGGAUUUCUCCGACAAGCUCAAGGAGGGUGUCACUCCCGACUCCACCAAGUCCACCCAGCAGAAGGUGAAGGAGACCUUCACCGACACCGGCGACAAGAUUGCCCGUGGCGUCCAGCCCGACGACCAGAAGUCCGCCGGCCAGGAAUUCACCGACAAGGUGGGCCGCUCCAAGGACCGCGAGGUCCACGGCUCCGCUGGUGGCUCCAUCCUCGACAAGACGAAGGAUGCCCUCGGCUUGGGCGACAAGCACUAG